Messenger RNA from Pieris macdunnoughi, 723 nucleotides. The record is from the annotation of a GenBank genome assembly. Lineage: Eukaryota; Metazoa; Arthropoda; Insecta; Lepidoptera; Pieridae.
AUGCAAACAGUUAUUUGUAAAAAAGUUUGUAGUUUAGUAGUUUCAUCCUUCUUUAAAAGGUUUCACAGUUUUAAAAGCAUUAAAAUGCAAGUGUUUACUCAGAAGCGCAAUCCCCUCACUGGUGGUACAGAAUGGGAUGUUCAACACGAUGAUUACGAUUAUCACCAAGAAAUAGCGAGGUCGGCUUUUGCAGAUAUGCUUCACGAUACUGAAAGAAAUAAAAAGUAUUAUAGAGCAUUACAACUUGCUAUAGAGAAGAUGCACAAUGAUGGAAAAAAGGCGAAUGUGUUAGAUAUAGGAACUGGUACUGGGCUCCUCUCAAUAAUGGCAGCAAAAUGUGGUGCAGAUACUAUCACAGCCUGUGAAGCAUUUAAACCAAUGGCAGAGUGUUGCCUUAAGAUAUUAGAAAGAAAUGGAGUUUCACAUAAAAUUAAAGUAAUACCUAAAAGAUCUACUGACCUAACAGUAGGUGAAGACGGUGAUAUGAAUCAAAAGGCGAAUAUAUUGGUCACAGAAGUUUUUGACACUGAAUUAAUUGGUGAAGGAGCUCUAUCGACAUUUGACCAUGCACAUAAAAAUCUAUUAGAAGAGGAUUGUAUUGUGGUACCAGACUCUGCUGUGAUAUAUGCUCAAGUGGUUGAGUGCCCAACACUUCAGAAGUGGAAUAAACUGAAUGAUAUAGCAGAUGAUGAUUUAGAGAUUAUGCUGAGAGCUCCAAGUAAG